Talaromyces stipitatus ATCC 10500 is the source of this 2394-nucleotide messenger RNA. RefSeq lists its product as uncharacterized. The record is from RefSeq and is a predicted model, not a curated record. The transcript has a single exon. Bases 1 to 2394 code for a protein of 797 amino acids. NCBI's taxonomy places the organism in Eukaryota, Fungi, Ascomycota, Eurotiomycetes, Eurotiales, Trichocomaceae.
AUGCCAUUAUUUCAUGACCCGGGAAGAUCUACACCUACAGCAAGACUCACCAACAGUGAAACCGGAAACCAUACGGACUAUUCUGCGGACCCAAAAUGGAAAACCGAACAAUUCAAGGAGAUUGAAAUGAGCGACUCAUCGUCCAAAAAUACUUUAGCAUAUGACCAUCGUUUCUCCGCGCUACAUUCCAGAAGCCGAGAGGAGCUCAUUCAGUCUAUUAAGCGAAGAGAAAGUCCCACUUGGCCGCAUAAAGAUUUAGAGAGCAAGGCUCUGAAUUACAAUACUCGGUUAAAUCGACCCUUGCACGACUGGUCACUAGAGUUCCAAAGGAAAGAUGACUUGGCGUCAGACAAAGACAACGUCCGGUCGGACGUGCCGAACCUUGAUGAUAGGUCCGAGCCAGCUAAACCUUCGGAGAUCGAGCGUCCACGUUCUGCAUUGCAUUCUGGUGACUUCAGAGAGGGUGUCGCUCAAAUUCAGGAAACAGCAAAUUUCCCGGACUUUGUCGGGUACAAUAGUCCGCCACAGCCUCCUUCCUUCAAGCGAUAUGGCUCUUCACCCACUACUCCAUGGUUUAGUCAUGCCACCUCUGCGAGAUUUCUACCCCGAGACACUGAAUCGAGUCCGUUGACCGGUCAGCAUGCCAAGGGUGUCCUAGGUGCGAGGUCCCGGGCACCUUCUCUAGGAUCUUUUUCAUCUAGUUACGUCCUCAAAGCGCCGACCAGCCCUCUAGUACAUCAAGCGAACAAUACCGAUCUGGAUUUCUCGCCGAAGCAUGAUCUCACUGAUUCUCCUCAAAAGAACGUCAAGAGCAGUCGUCGGCGGACACUUCCGCCAGAGACGUUCAUGCAGAUACAUGACUCGCCACUCAAUCAAUCUCGAAACUUCGAUUUGAGCCGAUCAUAUGCUUCAGCUCAUGAAAGUGAUCGUUUGCGCCUUCAGGCCUAUCAACCACAUCGGUCAUCUUUUUAUAGUCUGCAACCUGCAUCAUCAUCGCCUCAAACGCCUCUUCGGUUGCGACGACCAUCCUUUGCAUCAGAAUGGUCUCCUCGCAUACAUGCCUCUAUGGUUGGCUCAUAUGAAGAGUCCAUUUUGCGUGGGAGAAUGUCCACGACUCCAUCACAGCCUCUGGAUUUUACAGCACAGAUUGGCGUUCUGGGCAAGGGGAAAUGUAAAUCCAGCUUGAGAUGCCCGCCACAUAUCACUGUGCCUUUUCCCGCUGUUUUCUAUAGCUAUCCUACAUCCGGACACGGUCGUUCCAUUUCCGACGACAGUCCUAGUCCCUACGUUGGGUUGAUUGAUCUCCAAAAUGCUCUACCUCGCGAUAAUUCGAGCGAGAAGAAGCGAUCUCGUGUUCAAAAGACACCCGCUUACGAUAAUAGCAGUUCAAGCACCCCCAUACCCAGUCCGGACUGCAACGAGCGCCAAAAACGUGAGAAGCGAUCGAAUCGCUCUGAUACUGCGAAAGUGCCUCCAGGGGGCUCUUAUCGUAUCCCUCAACGCGGUCAGCUGCAAAUCAUUAUCAAAAAUCCCAACAAAACGGCCGUCAAACUGUUCUUGGUGCCUUAUGAUCUCAACGAUAUGGACCCUGGCACGAAGACAUUCAUUAGACAACGCAGCUAUUCUGCAGGCCCCAUAAUAGAUAUGCCCUUGACGGCACGAAAGAACCUAGGAACUGACCGUCCCGAAGCUUCUCUCAAUCCGACAAGCGAUCCGAAAGAUAAGCCUACUCUACGAUAUCUUAUUCACUUGAACAUUUGCUCCCCGAGCAAGGGCCGGUUCUACCUCCAUUCGACCAUACGUGUCGUUUUCGCCAACAGAGUUCCUGACGGGAAAGAGAAACUGCGGAAUGAAAUCCAGCAUCCAGAUCCUCGUUAUAGCCCUUACAAGCCGGUGAAGGACUCCAGUAACUCUGGUCACAAUUCUGCUAUUGACAAGAGCCAUCGGAGACGUAGCGCCGGGGUUAAAUUUUCUGGGAAUCAGUUCUUCGAUGAUAAGUUUUAUCCUGAUUCGUCAUCUACUUCUUCGAAUCUCAAUCAAUUACAACCCGUGCCAUUCAAACUCAACAUUCCUCCACCGCAGGGAUCAUCAAUCGAAGACGCCGAUCCGUCCUUAUUUUCAAACGACGAUAGCUGGCAAACAGGAAACUCUCCCACCACACAUCCAAUUUCCGAUAAGAUGUCGCUAGAUUCCCCACCACCGCUCAAAUCUGCAGACUCUGGUGACAUCGACAAUAACACGGAAAUGAGCAAUGAUAGCGACUACUACGGCAGGUUCCACCAACUCGCUACCUCUCCGAAUGGGUAUUCCAGUGUCGGCGAGAGUCUUUUGGCUCAGAGACUGAGGGAGUGGAGUUGCAGUAGCGAACAGAACUACACGGAUUUGCAGGAAUAA